UUUAGGGGCUAGUGCUCUGAGGGAAUUCAUACUACCAUCCUGUCUGUGAGUGAGGAGUUUUGGCUAAUUCCUGCAGAAGCCUAUUGAACCAAACUCACAUAAUGUGUGAUCUAUUUGUGGGUACCUGGAAACUCAUCUCCAGUGAAAACUUUGAGGACUAUAUGAAAGAGCUGGGUGUAGGCUUUGCCACCAGGAAAAUGGCUGGUGUGGCCAAGCCUAAUGUGAGCAUAAGUAUCAAUGGAGAUGUGAUAACAAUCAGAACAGAAAGUACCUUCAAAAAUACAGAGAUCUCUUUCAAGUUGGCUGAGGAGUUUGAGGAAACCACGGCUGAUGAUAGGAAAGUUAAGAGCACUGUAACCCUAGAAAAUGGCUCACUGAUUCAGGUGCAGAAAUGGAAUGGAAAAGAGACCACUCUAACAAGAAAACUGGUGGACGGGAAGCUGGUAGUGGAGUGUGCUAUGAACACUGUUACCAGCACAAGAGUCUAUGAAAGAGCAUGAAGAAACACCAUCUCCGUAAUGGAUUGCGACUCCCAAAGUUAUGGAGAACUGGCUCAGUUCAAGGAGUGAAGUGCCACAAGUCUGCCUAGUGACACUCAAGACUGGUCAGACUUUAUGCCAAAGCCAUGCUACAGCUAACCUGAACUCUUGUGUCUAUUCAAUAAAAUGUUCAAUGGCUUAGAAA
This is a messenger RNA of Pelodiscus sinensis (Chinese soft-shelled turtle), 684 nucleotides long. RefSeq names its product fatty acid-binding protein, adipocyte. The record is from RefSeq and is a predicted model, not a curated record. Gene Ontology annotation, molecular function: lipid binding. Lineage: Eukaryota; Metazoa; Chordata; Testudines; Trionychidae.